Messenger RNA from Anoplophora glabripennis (Asian longhorned beetle), 949 nucleotides. RefSeq names its product tRNA-splicing endonuclease subunit Sen2 (gene Tsen2). The transcript has 2 exons. NCBI's taxonomy places the organism in Eukaryota, Metazoa, Arthropoda, Insecta, Coleoptera, Cerambycidae. The record is from RefSeq and is a predicted model, not a curated record. Gene Ontology annotation, biological process: tRNA splicing, via endonucleolytic cleavage and ligation; tRNA-type intron splice site recognition and cleavage. Gene Ontology annotation, molecular function: tRNA-intron lyase activity; nucleic acid binding. The coding region runs from base 21 to 923 and encodes 300 amino acids. Gene Ontology annotation, cellular component: tRNA-intron endonuclease complex.
GCAUUUUAAACCCGAAUAAAAUGGAGUUAAUUGAGCCUAAGCCGAAAAAGCAUUGCAGAUUACCCCAAAAUAUUCCCCUACCAGUAAUAUUGAAAAAAGAUGGUACUUUAUAUAAAUUUAAAGGUAUUUUUAAUGAUUUUUGUGUCAUAGUUGAGGAUGAACAAGAUAUGAAAAAUAUUAUUUCAAUGGGAUAUUUUGGAAAGGCAAAUUUGUCAAGAAGUUAUCCUCAGUUUAAUCAAAGCAAAACAGAAAUUAUUAGAGAAAGACAAUAUAAAAGACGAAAGGAUUGGGCUAAAAAGAAUUCAAAUAAGAAGUCAAAAAAGAAAGUUAUAGUAGUUCCAGAUAGCGACGAAGAAAAAUAUUAUUUUAUAAAUUUACAACCACAGUAUCAGAUAGACGAAUCUAAUGUUAAGGAAACUGUUUGGUUGAGCCUGGAAGAAUCGUUCUUUCUAAGUAGUAUUGUAAAAUGUUUACAUGUUUAUUAUGAAGGUAAAUCUUUAAGGAUAGAUGAAAUGUGGACUAUGUUUUCUGCUACUGAUCCACAUUUUAUUCAGAACUAUAUUGUGUAUUAUCAUUUUAAAGCGAAAAACUGGGUAGUAAAGCCUGGUAUCAAAUUUGGAGGAGAUUUCUUGCUCUAUAAACAAGGUCCUCCAUUCUAUCACGCCUCAUAUGUUGUGGUUAUCGACAUUGUAAACGAAAAUUUGGAGAGAAUCGAACAUUUUUCAAGAAGAUCUAUGGAUAACGUGCCUUUAUUAAGUUUAAAUCGAUUAUGUGAAACUGCUGGAAAAGAAUUAUUAAUUUGUCAAGUCAUUUGGCCCCAAAACGUUCACAUUGAUUACAAGAAUAUUGCAGAUGUAAUUAUAAAGGAAAAUGUUAUGAGGAGGUGGAUUUCUAGUCAAGAAAGAAUUGCUGAAGAUACUUAAAACUUUUAAUCUUUGUUUCUACUAUA